AUGUUCGCCUUACUUUUCGUGGCUUGUCUAGUACCUGGUAAGUGUUUAUGGACAAUGAAUAUCAUUUAAUCAGAAAAUGUUCAGUGCUUAGAGCUCAAGACAUUCGCUGUUAUGCUUGCACAACUAUUGAUGCUAACGCCAUGCUCAGUGAAAUAUCCGAUCCGAACUGGCUGAGAUGGCUAGAAAAUGUUCGAUACGUUCCAUUUAGUCAAAAAUGUAUUGAUAGCUUUGAGGUAAUAACUGUUAGAGUGUAAUUUAUAGAAAUUUUAAAUGAACGUUCUUCAGGUGGACUUAGCUCUGCGUGACGGUGUUCGUAGCAGUGAAUGUGGACAGGGUGUCUGUAUGAAAAUGAUUUUCCAAGAGAAAAAUGGUAAUCUUUCUUUCUUUUAACAAAAUCAAACUGUAAGUUGUUUUAGGUAUAAGUCAUGUUUGGAGGAGUUGCAUACCAAACGCCAGGGAUCAGAUUAGAUCCGAUUGUACCAAAAUAUCGAGUGGUGAAGGUUAGGCAGAUUCUAUUCUUUCUAAAGAAUUAAACUUUUUGCAGGAAAUCUCGAAGUUUGCACAUGCGAUGGAAAUUUGUGUAAUGGCGCUGUUCAAUUAAAGACUUUUGCGAUGUCCGUUCUAUUCUUAUUAGUUUGGGCUAUUUGGUUAUAG
Molecule: messenger RNA, 654 nt
Organism: Caenorhabditis sp. 36 PRJEB53466
Lineage: Eukaryota; Metazoa; Nematoda; Chromadorea; Rhabditida; Rhabditidae
Source: the annotation of a GenBank genome assembly